This is a messenger RNA of Rhea pennata, 3451 nucleotides long. It is a transcript of the gene STXBP1, whose product is annotated as syntaxin binding protein 1. The transcript has 19 exons. Gene Ontology annotation, biological process: intracellular protein transport; vesicle-mediated transport; neurotransmitter secretion. Gene Ontology annotation, molecular function: syntaxin-1 binding. NCBI's taxonomy places the organism in Eukaryota, Metazoa, Chordata, Aves, Rheiformes, Rheidae. The record is from RefSeq and is a predicted model, not a curated record. Gene Ontology annotation, cellular component: plasma membrane; secretory granule. Bases 146 to 1930 code for a protein of 594 amino acids.
AUUACUGUGCAGCCGACGGGGAGCAGCGGGGAGAGGCGCCGCGCCCGCCGCCCCUGCCGCCCGCAGCCGCGCCCGUGCGCUUCCUCCUCCCUCCCCCGCCAAGUCCUUCCCCCUCCCCGCUGCGGGCCCCCCCCGGCAAGGCGACAUGGCCCCCAUCGGACUCAAGGCUGUGGUCGGAGAAAAGAUUAUGCACGAUGUGAUCCGGAAAGUGAAGAAGAAGGGCGAAUGGAAGGUGCUGGUGGUGGACCAGCUCAGCAUGCGCAUGCUGUCCUCCUGCUGCAAAAUGACCGACAUCAUGACGGAGGGCAUAACAAUUGUGGAAGAUAUCAACAAGCGCCGGGAGCCGCUCCCCAGUCUGGAGGCUGUCUAUCUCAUCACCCCAUCUGAGAAGUCCAUCCACUCUCUCAUCAAUGACUUCAAGGACCCUCCCACCUCCAAGUACAGAGCAGCCCAUGUCUUCUUCACUGACUCCUGCCCUGAUGCUCUUUUCAACGAGCUGGUGAAAUCCCGUGCCGCAAAGGUGAUCAAAACCCUGACAGAGAUCAACAUUGCCUUCCUCCCUUCCGAAUCACAGGUUUACUCCCUGGAUUCUGCUGACUCCUUCCAAAGCUUUUACAGCCCCCACAAGGCUCAGAUGAAGAACCCAAUUCUGGAGCGCCUGGCAGAGCAAAUUGCCACACUGUGUGCCACGCUGAAGGAGUACCCGGCAGUGCGGUACAGAGGAGAUUACAAAGACAACGCCAUGCUGGCCCAGCUCAUCCAGGACAAGCUGGAUGCCUACAAGGCUGAUGACCCCACCAUGGGUGAGGGUCCGGACAAGGCUCGCUCCCAGCUCCUCAUCUUGGAUCGGGGCUUUGACCCUGUUUCCCCGGUAUUGCAUGAACUGACCUUCCAGGCGAUGAGCUAUGACCUGCUGCCCAUUGAGAACGAUGUCUACAAGUACGAGACAAGCGGCAUUGGAGAAGCCCGGGUGAAGGAGGUUCUCCUGGAUGAGGACGAUGACCUCUGGGUCACCUUACGCCACAAACACAUUGCAGAGGUGUCCCAGGAGGUGACCCGAUCCCUGAAGGAAUUUUCUUCGAGCAAGAGGAUGAACACAGGCGACAAGACCACCAUGAGAGACCUGUCCCAGAUGCUGAAGAAGAUGCCACAGUACCAGAAGGAGCUCAGCAAGUACUCUACUCACCUGCACCUGGCUGAAGACUGCAUGAAGCACUACCAAGGCACAGUGGAUAAGCUAUGCAGAGUUGAACAGGACCUGGCCAUGGGCACUGAUGCUGAAGGUGAGAAGAUCAAGGACCCCAUGAGGGCCAUUGUCCCCAUCCUGCUGGAUGGGAAUGUCAGCACCUAUGACAAGAUCCGCAUCAUCUUGCUCUACAUCUUCCUGAAGAAUGGUAUCACUGAGGAAAACCUGAACAAGCUGAUCCAGCACGCUCAGAUCCCUGCAGAGGAUAGCGAGAUCAUCACCAACAUGGCCCACCUUGGGGUGCCCAUCAUCACAGACUCCACCCUGCGCCGCCGGAGCAAGCCGGAGCGGAAGGAGCGGAUCAGCGAGCAGACCUACCAGCUCUCCCGAUGGACCCCUGUUAUUAAGGACAUCAUGGAGGACGCUAUCGAUGACAAGCUGGACACCAAGCACUACCCUUACAUCUCCACCCGCUCGUCUGCCUCCUUCAGCACCACCGCCGUCAGCGCCCGCUACGGUCACUGGCACAAGAACAAGGCGCCGGGCGAGUACCGAAGCGGCCCCCGCCUCAUCAUCUUCAUCCUGGGCGGCGUGAGCAUGAACGAAAUGCGCUGCGCCUACGAGGUGACGCAAGCCAGCGGCAAGUGGGAAGUGCUAAUAGGCUCCACGCACAUCCUCACGCCGCAGAAGCUGCUGGACACGCUGAAGAAGCUGAAUAAAACAGAGGAGGAGAGCAGCAGUUAAACCGAGAGGCAGCGAGCGCCGCCCCCCCGGCCUCCCCCCGGGGCUUCGCCGAGCCGCCCCCGGCCCGGCCCCGGCCCCGGCCUGCGCCCUCGGUCUUGCGUUGCAAACCCGCCACCGCCCCCGGCCCGCGGUCCCGCCGAGGGCAGCGCGGCGAGGAAUCAUGUGAAUACCAGCGAUGCAUCGUGUUUCAUCAAGGAAAAGACAAAAAAGAAAAAAAAUAUAUAUAUAUACACACACACACACACACACACACACACACACACACACACACAUACACAUACAUAUAUACAUAUAUAUAUAUAUAUAUACAUAUAUAUAUAUAUAUAUACAUACAUAUAGCUAGCCGAAACCAAGAGCUCAUCGCUGAGUGAUCCACUACUCGUGGCUACAGGCUGGCGCCGCCAAAAAAUUAAAAAAAAAACUCACCCGACCGACCCAAACACCGGCGGCGGCAGCAGCCUGCCCCCCCCCCCCCCGCCCCGGCCACCAUUUCUGGGCCUCGUUUGGGUUUCCGCGGGCGGGUGAGCGGAGGCACUGCCGUGGCAUCCCCGAAAAGAAAUAUAAAUGUAGAUACACAUCUAUAUGCAUAUAUAUAUAUAGAUAUAUAUAUAGAUAUAUAUACACACACACAUUACAUAUAUGUGUGUGUGUGUAUAUAUACACAUAUAUAUAUACAUAUAGAUAUAUAUAUAUAUGAGCAAGAUUGGGUUCUCGCUCGCGGCCCGGGGCCGCCCCCGCCACCCUCGUCCCGCGGCGAAACGUUUCGGCCCGCGCCGGGCCGACCGCCCCGCUCGCCCGCUCCCCGCCAGCCCCCGCUCCCCGCGGACUCUGUGUAUAUUAAUUAAUGUGUCUCGUGACGUUCUUACAAGCUUGGUGUAUAGUGAUUUAACCAACCUUCGUUUCGUUUUGUUUUGGAGUUUUUUUGUUGUUGUUUUUUUUUUCUUUUUUUUUUUUUACAUUGGAGGAUUUCCCCUUCCUUUCCUCGCCUCUUGGUGCACUGCAAUAUUUUGGGGUCAUUCGCUUUGGUCUCUUUUGCUCCCUCCUGGUCUGAAGGCAGUGACCCCAUUUCCUCCCCCCCCCUGCAAAAUCUCUCUUUCUUGCCUCAUUGGUGGUUAGACUUUUCCCUCUCCUCCUUCCUCUCCCCCUCUGUUCCUUGCCCAUAAAGUUAAAUAUAUAUUUUUAGGGCAAAGGCUGUAUCAUUGCACUGAUAUUUGUUGGUUCCUCCUUGGUCUUCUCCCCUCCUUUCAGGUCUUUCUCAGUUUAGCAAUGCAAAUGCUUCAGGAUCUUGUAUGUUGGACAUUUUUUUUUUCUGUUACAGUUAUUUAUAUAAAAAAUAAUUUAUCAAAAAGGAAAAUUAAAAAAAAAAUCUAGUCUGUCUUGGAACUUGUUUACCUUAAAAUUACUGGAAUCUAAAUGUUUGAAAGUGUUGAAGCACAAACAUGUAUCAUCUCUGUAUAUCUGUUCUUCUGUACUAAAGCACUCGAGUGACUAAAUAAACGCGAUCUCCAUACCUAGUGCAAA